UCAAAGCCAUUUUCUUCUCUUCUCCCAGAUAUAUCAUCCAACCCUAACACAGAUCCUACACAACUUCGUUUUUGUUUUAACAUGUCAGCAGCGGCGGCCGCGGCGGCUGCAGCGGUGGUGGUGAGCCGUUCGAGCUCCAGCAACAGCAGCUCGAGCCCUGAGACCUACCACCACCUGCAGCAUCACCAAGCGUUCAUGGCGGCACCUUCGCUACCGGUGGCGCCUCAGCUGAGCCGUUACGAGUCGCAGAAGAGGAGGGACUGGAUCACUUUCGGGCAGUAUCUGAAGAACCACCGCCCGCCGCUGACGCUCUCCCGGUGCAGCGGGGCCCACGUGCUGGAGUUUCUGAGGUACUUAGACCAGUUCGGGAAGACCAAGGUCCAUGGGAGUGGCUGCCCUUUCUAUGGGCACCCUAACCCUCCGGCACCGUGUCCUUGCCCUCUGAAACAGGCGUGGGGGAGCCUGGACGCGCUCAUUGGACGGCUGAGGGCGGCGUUUGAGGAGAACGGUGGGCUGCCGGAGACAAACCCUUUCGGCGCACGCGCCGUGAGGCUGUACCUGAGGGAAGUGAGGGACACGCAGGCCAAGGCUAGAGGGAUUGCUUAUGAGAAGAAGAAGCGAAAGAAGUCACUGCCACCACAAGGAACACAACUGCUGCAGCAUGAGCAGCGAGGGCAACGUGGUAAUUUUGUUUCAGGUUACGGUGGUGCUGAGGCUGGAGCUGCGUUAGGAGUUGGAGGUGGCUCAGCUCAGCCAAAUGGGGUUAUGCUUGGUGGAGCUUCGUCUACUGCUGCAAGAGGAUCCAUGAUGCCGCUAUCGGUGUUGAACUGCUAAGCUACUUAGUACUGUCCUAUGAAUCACCUGCCUUUAUAUAUUCUGUGGUAAUUAGCCUUUAAAUUCUUAGCGGAGAAUGAAUAUUAGGUCUUUAAUUAGCUCUUGUUCAUGUUGUUUUUCUUAACUGAUUCUUGAUCAGUGGAACGUGAAAGGCAUUAUCAUAUGGCUAAGUAUGCAGAAGCUCUAAGUAAAAUCUAAGUAUUUCUUUUUUCUAUUUAGAUCAUUUGUUCGAAGAAAAAUGAACUUAUAAUUGAACAGUCAAGAGAGCUAGUUAGUUGAAAGGUAUGAAAUUCUGAUGCAUUGCAGCAUUGGCCUUCCCGAGCAAGUAAAGGAGCUACCUCGUUAACAAAAGGGAUUAAGGAAGGAAACAUGUAGAGCAAAAUAGAGAAGCCAUGAUUAUGGAAGCAAAUAGAAGUCCCUCCUGCAGAGCAUGGAACUUGGCAUGCUUUGGCCUUUAGAGAAGAGAUCGU
Messenger RNA from Fragaria vesca subsp. vesca, 1304 nucleotides. RefSeq lists its product as uncharacterized. The transcript has a single exon. The record is from RefSeq and is a predicted model, not a curated record. Gene Ontology annotation, cellular component: nucleus. Gene Ontology annotation, biological process: response to light stimulus; mRNA transcription. Bases 82 to 834 code for a protein of 250 amino acids. NCBI's taxonomy places the organism in Eukaryota, Viridiplantae, Streptophyta, Magnoliopsida, Rosales, Rosaceae.